Nematostella vectensis (starlet sea anemone) is the source of this 3454-nucleotide messenger RNA. Its product is annotated as protein DEFECTIVE IN EXINE FORMATION 1. Bases 82 to 2217 code for a protein of 711 amino acids. The record is from RefSeq and is a predicted model, not a curated record. Lineage: Eukaryota; Metazoa; Cnidaria; Anthozoa; Actiniaria; Edwardsiidae. The transcript is spliced from 14 exons. Gene Ontology annotation, molecular function: protein binding.
CUUGUUUUGUUUUGAAAAAUGGCGGCGUGGUUUGUGAAGUGGAUUUUUACUUUACUGCAAGGGUCCAGCUAAUUGGCAGAUAUGUUACAGUUGAAUACGUUAUUCGAUCAAUUCCUCGAACACUGUUACCGUUCUAUGAUCAAAAUGAUUCAACUAAAUUUUACUAAAGCAUUCAUGUUUCUGAUGUUGGUGGUCACGUUGGAGCGGCUCCCCUCUGUUCUUUCCCACGAUUGCCACUAUUCCUUAAAUCAGGCGUGGCUAUCCGAGGCUGGGACAGCGCCAAUAGUCUCAAGUCCACUCAUUGUUGAUGUCAAUGGCGAUAACAUUAAGGAUGUCGCUGUGGCAACAUUUGAUGGUCAGGUGUCAGUCAUUGAUGGAAGCACUGGACUGUGUCUUAGUGGAUGGCCGAUCACAAUUGCUGGCUCAAAUUUUCAUGCAGCACCGCUGAUGUAUGACAUUGAUAAGGAUGGCCUGAUGGAGAUGGUUGUGACAACAUCAGAUUCUAAAGUGGUGUUUAUUGACAUGGAUGGACACCUCUUAUAUGGAAGAACAUUGCAGGUACCUUGUCUAAAGCUGAAAAAGAAAUGGUUCACGAUCACACUUGAUGAUCUGCAACAGAGGAGAGCAAACCCUACAUUAUAUAAUCCAAGAGAUGAUGCACAGCUCUGUGAUACCAGGGAAUUCCUGGAUAAGAAUUCACCAACACAAGGGGACCCUUUAUGGUCCCAGCGCCAUCCUGGGCGAUGCCCAUCUGGGGUGUCAACAGAUGGGGUAUGGGUGUAUGUUGACCCUCAUGUUCUUUCCACACCUGUAAUCACUGAUUUCAACAAUGAUGGACACGAAAAUGAGCUUGUUGCUGCUGUAAACUUUUAUUUUGGACAUGAAAGGAUGUCGUUCACACCACCACUCACUGCACUCUCAGAAGAAGAGGCAGAGAACUACCUUGGAUGUGGCCUUGUCGUUUUUGACCUUGACUCUGGGAAGAUCAUCUUUCAUUCUAUUCUAGAGGUCACAAAGAGAUCAAGCCCAUAUCCUGGGUACUGCCUGUCUUCACCAACCAUAGUUGACAACACAAGUGUGGUUAUUGGCACCUCCACAGGAAACCUCUUCCUUGUGAGCAGCAGGAAAUCUCAGCCAGAGACACUCACCUCCAUGGAUAGCCUACAAGGACAGGUCACAGUAGCUGAUGUAAAUGAUGAUGGGGCAGUAGAACUGGUAUCAAUUGAUGAUAGCGGGAAUGUAGCUUGUACAGAUCUCUCUGGAAAAAUGGUUUGGGAAGGAAGGGUGUCUGGUUCUGCCGCCGCAGGUAUCCGUGUUGCAGAUAUCAACGGAGAUGGGCCGUUAGAGGUGGUUUUUGCAACUUAUGAUGGAUAUAUUUGGGCUUUGAGUGGUGACCAAGGAAAGGUCGUACCUGGCUGGCCAGUCAAAAUGCCGGAUGAGCUGCGGGCAGCUGUGCUAAUUACAAAGCUACACCCAGGGGAAAGUUCUGGUCUCGAUAUUGUUGUCCCCCUUCUUGACGGAACUUUAGCCAUCAUCCGGGGAACAGACCGAUGUACUGAGAUCAUCAGGACUGGUGUGGACUCACUCGCCUCGGCUGUUACUGCUGACCUGCUACCAUGGAAACCGGGCAUGGAGCUGAUUGUGGGGGGUACUGACGGUACAUUACUCUGCCUUGGAUACCCUGGAAACACGACCAAGGACGGUGGUGGCGGUGGUAUCGGUGUUCGCACAGACUUGUUCUCAUGGGCAGCAGCAACGGCUCCAUGUACGGGCACCACCUUCUACUCCGGCAAGGUUGGCGUGUCCCUUACAAAGGCCACGCGGCUCCUUACGCAGUUUAGCGGCUCUUCGUACCCCCUAGAAUUUGAAAUCAUUGAUAUACAGCCCAACGAUCUAAGGUGGAAUAACUACAAAACAAAGGUAUUAUUUGGGAACAGACAAGUAGCGCUGAACAAGACGUUUGAUGCCCCUGGGGUGUACAUGGAGAAUCUCGUCCUGCCGAGUGAGCCACUAAGGGCCGUAUUGACCAUCCGAGUUACCACUCCAAACAAUCAGUGCUUUGAAGACUCUUUCCAUGUCAGCCUCAAUACACACUAUCUUGAAGACAUCCACUGGUAUCUGCUGACACCAUUUCUGACGAUGGCUUGCUUGCUGCUAGUGCUGAUCGGCAACGCUCCGGGAUCGGACAUUUUACCAACCAUCACUAAGAAGAAGUAGCGAUGGAUUGUGUACAAUAAUGGAUCUGGUAAAACUCCCGGCAUCCGACAUUUUGCAAAUCGACAAUAAGAAAAGGUAGCCAUGGAUUGUGUACGAUAAUGGAUUUGGUAGAACCCCCGAUAUCCGACAUUUUACCAAUCUUCCACAAGAAGAGCUAGCAAUGGAUUGUGUACAAUAAUGGAUCUGAUAAAACCCCCGAUAUCCGACAUUUUACUAAUCAUCAGCAAGAAGAGGUAGCGAUGGAUUGUGUACAAUAUGAGUCUGGUUUAAUCCCCCGGUAUCCGAUAUUGUGCCAACUUUCACUAAGAAGAGAUAGCGAUGGUUUGUGUAAAAAAGUGCCUUUAUUGUAAUCGUCGGGGGACGUUCCUUGAAAGAGUAAGCAUAUUUUACCAACAAUCUCGAGAAAGUUGUCUAUCUACACUCAGUGAUUCUGGUGAAACAUCCGAGGCAAGACAACUUCACAAGAAAGAAAUAUUAUAUUUUAUUACAUACAUGCUGAAAAAUACUCACUGAAAACAUAUUCAGUAAAUUUUCGUUCUUUCACUGGCCUCAGCAAAUCAGAGGCGCGAACGAUGUUUUUUCACCGUGAAGAAAAGUCGUUCGCGGUUCUGAUUAGACGAACGGUAUUUUUUCACUGCCCUUGAAUGGCUUCAACCCAACGCGGGGAGACGGGUAGCUUUGCAUGUCACUUUGGCUAUUGAGCUCCAUUGAGCAAGAGAAUGAAAUUUUGCUGUGAAAAUUUAAUACAAAGCGUUCGAAAUGGAAGACAAUAGAUUUGCUACUCUCAAUGACACUGUAGAGGAUUAUGUAGAAAGUCUUGAAAACAAGAAUACAAAGGUAAAAAAACCCGAGCGAGAUAAACGCUAUCUAACAUCACAGCGUGACAUUAGCGAGACAGAUUAAUUUCAAUGUAAUUUUCUGUCUUUCUUCAACUAACCGUCGAACAGCACAAACCUCGGAGCCCCUGCAGCCAAGUCUAAUAAAACGUUAUGUAAUUAGCUUAUUAUGAAUUACUCAGUAUUUAUAAAUAAACAAAAAACAGCAUAGAAAGUGCUUUGUACAGUUCUUAUUCACUAGUUGUUUUGUAUAAAAAAAACUCACUCGUACGCUGCGUUUACUCGUUCGUUUUUUUAUACUGCACAACUCGUGAAUAAAAACCGUACGCGCGCACGUUCCAUGUAGUUUUCUCUACAUAAUCAUCAGCAUAAAAAGGCUAAAUAAAAACACGUAAAAGCAA